Molecule: messenger RNA, 642 nt
Organism: Ilex paraguariensis (yerba mate)
Lineage: Eukaryota; Viridiplantae; Streptophyta; Magnoliopsida; Aquifoliales; Aquifoliaceae
Source: the annotation of a GenBank genome assembly
AUGAAUGUGAGCCACCCAUCGGUGCACCCAGUGGAAGCGCCACCACGUAUGACCGACGGUGCGAAUGUUCCGAGAGUGAGGAUGAAGGACAUCCAAGGCAUGCCUGGUACUAUCGGUGGCCUUAUCUUGCGUUUCGCUCAGUUUUUGUUCGCAGUAGUGGCCCUUUCUGUCAUGGCCACCACCAGUGACUUCCCUUCUGUCACUGCCUUCAGCUACCUUGUUGCUGCUGCUGGUUUGCAGAGCUUGUGGAGCCUUUUGCUAGCCAUUAUUGAUAUUUAUGCCCUUCUUGUGGGACGAUGUUUGCAGAAUUAUAAAAUUGUUGGUUUCUUCACUGUUGGUGAUGGGAGCUUGUGGAGCCUUUUGCUAGCCAUUAUUGAUAUUUAUGCCCUUCUUGUGGGACGAUGUUUGCAGAAUUAUAAAAUUGUUGGUUUCUUCACUGUUGGUGAUGGGGUCACAUCUACUCUUACAUUUGCAGCAGCCUGUGCCUCUGCAGGCAUCACUGUUCUUAUCGGCAAUGAUCUUGGUAGCUGUGGUCAAAAUCACUGCACAGAGUUUGAGACUGCCACAGCUAUGGCAUUCCUUAGCUGGUUCGCUGCAUUACCUUCGUUUCUACUGAACUUUUGGUCAUUGGCAUCCCGAUGA